Messenger RNA from Drosophila willistoni, 987 nucleotides. RefSeq names its product translin-associated protein X (gene Trax). The record is from RefSeq and is a predicted model, not a curated record. Lineage: Eukaryota; Metazoa; Arthropoda; Insecta; Diptera; Drosophilidae. Gene Ontology annotation, molecular function: sequence-specific DNA binding; RNA binding; RNA endonuclease activity. The coding region runs from base 80 to 949 and encodes 289 amino acids. Gene Ontology annotation, cellular component: nucleus; cytoplasm. The transcript has a single exon.
ACAGAUUUUCUGACUGUCGUUAACAACACUGUUCCGUUCUUGCUAGAUUUGUUUAUAUUUCUGCUUAUCAUCAAUAAUAAUGCCGAAAAACUCAGGCUGUGGUAACCGCAAUAAUGGUCAUCGCAAGCGACCAGUUCAGCAAAUGGAUGAAGAUAAUCCCAUUGUCCAGGCAUUCCGCAACUACUCGAAUGAAUUGACCGCGAAGCACGACAAACAUGAACGCAUAAUUAAACUAAGCCGCGAUAUUACCAUUGAGUCCAAACGCAUUAUUUUCCUCUUGCACUCAAUUGAUUCUCGCAAGGAGAAUAAGGAUAAGAUACUGGAGGAAGCCGAAACUCGUCUCAACAAAUUAAUUAAAGUUAAUUUCAGAGAUGUGGCUCUUGAGCUACGUAACCAAGAUGUUUAUCAGUUCAGAGCUGCCUACUCCCCGGGCCUACAGGAGUUUAUAGAGGCCUACACCUACAUGGAGUAUUUGCGAGAGGAGGAGGGCAAAUCUGUUUCGGAUUGGGAGGCGCUGCAGUCCGUAAUGCAGUAUGAAGCUGACCAAGUCAAGGAAUUAACUGAAGACAACGAAGCGGCAGUCGAUGAGGCUGUUGCCGAAAAGAAUCCCGAUAAAUUCAAAUUUUUUGUGGAUCCCACUGAGUACGUAUUGGGUCUAUCGGAUUUGACAGGCGAACUGAUGCGCCGGUGCAUUAAUUCAUUGGGCAGUGGGGAUACCGACACUUGCUUGGAUACCUGCAAAGUGCUCCAAGAUUUCUAUACAGGAUACAUCAGUUUGAAUUGUCAGCGUGCCCGAGAGCUAUGGCGCAAGAUAACCACAAUGCGUCAGAGUGUCCUGAAGGCAGAGAACGUUUGCUACAAUGUUAAAGUCCGUGGCGGAGAGGCUGCCAAAUGGGGUGCAACCUUCGAUCACAAGCCAGCCGAAGAUGUGGAUGAGGGUUUUUAUUAAAAUAAGUUCCAUAAAUAAACAUAUAUCAUAUACAUACA